AUGGCCCAACACGGCUUCAACCAGAUGGGUGGCGGACACAAUGGUGGAAGCAUAAACCCCAACGACCUCGCUAUGUCAGCAGGAAACUACAACUCUUUCCAGAACAACUACAACUCCAAUUCCAACGGCGGCACCAACGGCUUCUCCAGCGGCUCCGCUCUGUUCGGCGAUGACGAACUGCUCGAUGGCUUGACCAAUCCUGCCGACCAGCAGGCGGGCAUGCAGGCCAACGGCCAGGACUUCGGAGGAAUGAACGAUAUGAGCAUGAGUGGCUUUGCGCCCAGCGUCUACGCCACCCACGGUCUUCCCCUUGACCAACAAAUCAACGGUUACUCCAACACACCCGACGGAGACCCGAUCCAGAGCCCCUUCGUUCACAGCUUCGGGCAGUACCGCCAGAUACAACACCCGCAGGCCUUUGGCAGCUCUCUGCAAUCGCCGGGGUCCUACGGAGCAUCACCACUAGGCAACGCCGAAUACAACAACGAUGGAACGGACCCCAACUUCCUCAAGGCCAGGGCGCGGGUCGCCCAGGCAAUGCAACGCAAGCCUUCCAACAAUGCCAAUCCGUUGACGCCCAAGACGACACCGAUGGCCUCGCUCAACAUGAGCUCUUCCGAGUCCUAUGGCGCACAGCCGAUACGAACAACAAACGGAUCGCACCACGAGAAGUCCCACUCCGGACAGUGGGUAGGCACGCCCAAGAGCCUCUCGUCCUUCCCCGGCUCUGGCUUCUCCUCGCCCAUGCAACAAACCAUGCACAGCGCCCAGAUCAACGAGAUGCUGCGCGGUGGCACCUCUAUGCCAGCGAAACUCGGUGCGCAGAUGUCCUCCACUCAAGAAGCCAAGAGGAAACGGCGCCGAGAGUCGCACAACCUUGUCGAGCGCCGGAGACGAGACAACAUCAACGAGCGCAUCCAGGACCUCAGCAAAUUGGUACCGAUUCACAGAUUGGAGGACGAGAAGAUCAAGAAGCUCAUUACCAGCGGGACUCCCCUCUCUCCGACCCUUUCUGGUAUUUCCAGCCCUUCACAAGCAACUUCAGGGCUCGCAGGUCCCGGCGCAAGACGAGCUACUAGCGGUGCCACUGGGAACAUCACUACAGGCCUGCCGGUCGAGGACAAGGACAAGGGCCCCAACAAGGGAGACAUCCUGAACGGAUCUGUCAGCUGGACGCGCGAUCUGAUGUGGAUGCUGAACCUGGCAUUGCAGCGCCAAGAAGAGCUUGUCAACGUCAUUGUCAACGAUUACGGCGGCACCGUCCCAUUCGAGACUACCGAGGACGAGAAGAGGAUGACAUCUGAGCUUUUCGACGCCAUGGCCCGGGCCGAGGAAGACGGCGACAAGAACCGCUUCACCUACUCGCGUUCUGCCGGGACGGGACUCAGGGUUCCACAUUACACUGAUAUCCGAGGCGAAUCGCUGAGCGGGGGCAACUCGAACGAGGCCGUGCCAUCGCUCAGUCUCGAAGGCAACGGCGUGGCGUCCGGCGAGUUCGUCGACAAUGACCAGUACCUGGACUACGAUGAUGACGGAGGCCAGCUCGACUUCAAAGAGGAGGACGAGUACAUGCUGGAUCUUCAGUGA
Messenger RNA from Thyridium curvatum, 1587 nucleotides. RefSeq lists its product as uncharacterized. The record is from RefSeq and is a predicted model, not a curated record. Gene Ontology annotation, biological process: regulation of transcription by RNA polymerase II. Lineage: Eukaryota; Fungi; Ascomycota; Sordariomycetes; Thyridiales; Thyridiaceae. Gene Ontology annotation, molecular function: DNA-binding transcription factor activity, RNA polymerase II-specific; RNA polymerase II cis-regulatory region sequence-specific DNA binding; protein dimerization activity. The coding region runs from base 1 to 1587 and encodes 528 amino acids. The transcript has a single exon.